Uloborus diversus is the source of this 1511-nucleotide messenger RNA. Its product is annotated as AP-4 complex subunit mu-1-like. Lineage: Eukaryota; Metazoa; Arthropoda; Arachnida; Araneae; Uloboridae. The transcript has 13 exons. Gene Ontology annotation, cellular component: cytoplasmic vesicle; clathrin adaptor complex; trans-Golgi network. The record is from RefSeq and is a predicted model, not a curated record. Gene Ontology annotation, biological process: protein targeting; Golgi to lysosome transport. The coding region runs from base 103 to 1263 and encodes 386 amino acids.
GUAAAUUUAUUUCUUCGCGGCAUUCUCUGUUUUGGUUAAUUCUUCAAAUCAAUUUAUUAAGCAUUCAAGAAACAGAUAUGUCAAUUAUCUAACUCUUUGACAAUGAUUUCUGUAUUUUGCAUUCUCACAGCAAGAGGAGAUAAAAUCUUAGAGAACACAUAUAGAAGUGAUAUUACAGAAGCACAGCUUAGUGCUGUGUUACAGUCUGGAAUAAAAUCGAAGUCAGCUGCAACUCAUUCUUGUUUUGAAGUCAACAACGUUUAUGGAUUUUAUAUCAAACGUGAGAAACUUAUAUACUUGGUUGUUUGUAAAUCAAAAAUUGCUAAUGUUUUGGUUCUGCACUUUUUAGAGAGCUUUUACUCAUUGGUGCGAAAUUAUUGUGGUGGUGCUGCAGAGGAUAACAUAACCAAAAAUUUGGUUCUAGUCCAUGAGUUAAUGAACGAAAGUGUAGAUAAUGGUUAUAUUAAAAGUACUAACACUGAGCAGUUACGACCGUUUAUCUACAGCGAUCCAGUCAUUGUCAAAAGUAGCCAGAAAUAUGAAAUAAGGAAGCCAGGUCCCUUUGGCAUGGAAAAGGUUUUUGUUCCUAGUACUGCUGCAAAUCAACCAAUUGUAAAAUCCAGAUCACAACAGGACAUGAAAUGUGCUGAAGUAUUUCUUGAUGUUAUUGAAAAACUCACGGCUCAUUUUUCCAGAGAAGGUCUAGUCCAAAAAUUUAGCUUGAAUGGAGUCAUACAGCUAAAAAGCUUUAUAACAUUCAAUCACCAGUUAAAUAUCAGCUUAGAUGACACUGUUUCUGCAAAUGAACCCAGAAAACGAGUCAUGUUCGAUCAGUAUCAUUUUGAAAAAUGUGUUGAAGAUAAAGAUUUUGAAAAGAAUUCUUCAUUUUUGAUCCAGCCUUCCCAAGGAGAGAUCAAAGCCAUGCUGUAUUCUGUAGAGAAUCCAGUCUUGUUGCCUUUCAGACUUUUAGCUAACAUUCAGACGUCUGAGUCUAAUAGGGAUUGCGAUUUGACUUUAAAACUAUCAUGCAAUUUACCAAGCAAUGUUGAAGCACUCAAUCUUUCUCUCCAUAUACCGGUACCAUCUGCGACUAGAAACAUUAUGCAGCAAUUUAGUAUGCAUGAAAACUCUGCUGAGUUUUUGAGUAAAGAAAGAAAAAUAUUAUGGAAAAUAAAAAAGCUUACUGGGCAAGGAGAGGUCAUUGCUAAAUUUAAGAAGAUAAGGAUUCUAUUCAUUAGAGAGGGAGUGGAAGAUCCCUGUUGAAUGGAGACAAAUGCAUGGACAAAAAAGGGGCUGUGAAUGAAGAGGACCCAGUUCCCAGAAGUUCCAGGAAACUGUUCCAUGAAAAAACUCUUCAGUGACUUGUAGCAAAUUAGCCACUGAAGAUCGAAAAAAAAAAAAAAAUAUUUCGUGUUAAGCGAAUUUUGUUUCGUGUUAAAAGAAAAAUAAUGUAUUAAAUUGCUAUGUACACUGUCUGGACCUCGAUAUCAUUUCGUGUUAACCGAUUUUUC